UUUUAGAGCUCGGACUAAUCUAAUCAAAUUAUGAAACCCAUUCCUAAAAGUCCGUAGUAAGGGAAACUAAACUAGGGUCCCAAAAAAUUUCAUUCUUCUUCGUACUACACCUGUUGGACUUCUCUCACCUUUCUCUCUCCUUCCUUCGUGAGAUCGCCGUCGAUCUAUCAAAAAUGGUUAGAGGAUCGCUCAAAAACCUCCUUUCUAAAUCUCUCUCCUUCGCCGGAAAAUGGCCGCAGCAGCAGCAGCAGCUCCGCCGUCUCAACAUCCACGAAUAUCAGGGUGCUGAGCUCAUGAGCAAGUAUGGUGUCAAUGUUCCUAAAGGAGUUGCCGUAUCUUCUGUUGACGAAGUUCAAAAAGCCAUCAAAGAAUCUUUUGCAGGCCAGGAUGAGGUGGUUGUUAAAAGUCAAAUUCUUGCUGGUGGACGUGGAUUAGGGACAUUUAAAAAUGGGUUAAAAGGUGGAGUUCACAUUGUUAAGACAGAUCAAGCUGCAGACAUAGCUGGAAAGAUGCUUGGUCAGAUAUUGGUCACCAAACAAAGUGGGCCUCAGGGAAAACCUGUUAACAAGCUUUAUUUGUGUGAAAAGAUGUCGCUGACUAAUGAAGUUUACUUUGCCAUCACGCUUGAUCGUACUACUCUUGGUCCUCUUAUAAUUGCUUGCAGCAAAGGAGGAACAAGUAUUGAAGACCUUGCUGAAAAGUAUCCUGACAUGAUCAUCAAGGUACCUAUUGAUGUUUUCAAAGGUAUUACCGAUGAAGAUGCUGCUAAGGUUGUUGAUGGUCUUGCUCUCAAGUCGGCUGAUAAGCAGGCUUCCAUUGAACAAGUGAAGAACUUAUAUAAGCUUUUCUGUGAAUGUGAUUGCACCAUGCUGGAGAUCAAUCCUCUUGCAGAGACUUCUGACAACCAAUUGGUUGCUGCUGAUGCUAAACUCAAUUUUGAUGACAAUGCUGCAUUUCGUCAGAAAGAGAUAUUUGCUCUACGCGACACAUCACAAGAGGAUCCUCGCGAGGUUGCUGCUGCCAAAGCUGAUUUGAACUAUAUUGGUCUGGAUGGAGAGAUUGGUUGCAUGGUCAAUGGAGCUGGGUUGGCUAUGGCCACAAUGGAUAUAAUUAAGUUGCAUGGAGGAACACCUGCCAACUUUUUAGAUGUUGGUGGCAGUGCUUCUGAAAAUCAGGUGGUUGAAGCAUUUAAGAUAUUGACUUCUGAUGAGAGAGUAAAGGCAAUUAUGGUGAACAUUUUUGGAGGAAUCAUGAAGUGUGAUGUUAUAGCCAGUGGGAUCGUAAAUGCUGCAAAACAGGUCUCGUUGAAGGUACCUUUGGUUGUUCGGCUUGAAGGGACAAAUGUUGACCAGGGAAAGAGAAUAUUGAAGGAGAGUAAUAUGACCAUCAUAACAGCUGAAGACCUCGAUGAUGCAGCUGAAAAGGCUGUGAAAGCAGCAUCCAGUUGAUAGUGUUUCUUGAUUUCCAUAGUCUGACUUGGUUUCUACAUGAUUUCCAAAAACGUUUUUUUUGAAUGUCAGCUCCAAUUUUGAUGGAGAAAAUAUGCAUAUAAAUUGGCAUUGGCACUGGUGAAGUAUAAAUUUGACAAGGAGAAUCUCACAAUGAUACGAGUUCUCUCAAAUUUUUCUCGCGGUUGUCUUAGUAACAGGCGGUUAUCUUUAUCUUUUCCAACCUUUUGUACCCCCCAGGCAUCAACUUAAUUGUAAAGAUGAAACGAAGGGGUGUUUGCCCCGCUGAACCAGGUGGUAUGAGUUCGUUUCUCGACUCCAUUACAUUUCAAUAAAUUGACAUUUUAAUAA
Chenopodium quinoa (quinoa) is the source of this 1799-nucleotide messenger RNA. RefSeq names its product succinate--CoA ligase [ADP-forming] subunit beta, mitochondrial. The transcript has 12 exons. Gene Ontology annotation, molecular function: succinate-CoA ligase (ADP-forming) activity; metal ion binding; ATP binding. The record is from RefSeq and is a predicted model, not a curated record. Gene Ontology annotation, biological process: succinyl-CoA metabolic process; tricarboxylic acid cycle. NCBI's taxonomy places the organism in Eukaryota, Viridiplantae, Streptophyta, Magnoliopsida, Caryophyllales, Amaranthaceae. Bases 174 to 1448 code for a protein of 424 amino acids. Gene Ontology annotation, cellular component: mitochondrion; succinate-CoA ligase complex.